GGCUCAAAGUCUGAUAGGUUUUCGGCUAGACAGUUAGUGAGUGUGAGAGUGUUUACAGUUUUUCAUCAGGUCACUCUCUCCGCCCCACUUCCACACUCUCUGCCAGCAGUGGGGGAGUCUGCAUGGUUAGUGAAGUAUUAUUGGGGAGGGAAGUCCAAAUAUAUUAUAAAGAACUUGAUGUGUUUUGUUUAUGCCAGCUGUCUUCUAUCGAAAUGUAAUCUGCAUAUGUCAACCAAAGAAAGAGCUUGAUCAUGUUACGAACAACCCUCCUGACAUGUUGCCUGAUGCUAGUGACGUCACAGCAUGUCUUUAUCAAUGAGGUGCCAAACGACGAGUCUAUCAAACCCAAACCAAUGCUGUACCCUAGAGAAUCGCUAAGCAGGGAAAUCAAAGAUCUAAACGGACUAUGGAAUUUCCGAGCCGACGUCUCUCCAUCUAGGAAUGAAGGAUUUGUUGAGAAAUGGUUUGAGGCGCCCCUUGCUAAGACAGGUGCUGUGAUCGACAUGCCUGUACCGUCAAGCUUCAACGAUGUGACCCAGAGUAGAACCCUGAGGGACUUUGUCGGAUGGGUUUGGUACGAUCGGGAAUUCUACCCUCCAGCGGGAUGGAAAUCUCCCAAUGUGAGAGUUGUGCUACGGUUUGCUAGCGCUCAUUACAAUACUGUUGUGUGGUUGAAUGGAAUGUCUGUUAUGACACAUGAAGGUGGCCAUCUACCAUUUGAAGCUGACAUUACUGAUAGCAUUGUAUACAAGCAAGCUAACAGGAUUACAGUUGCAUUGAACAACACCCUAACUCCAACGACAUUACCACCUGGCAGCAUAACAUUUCAAACAGAUACUAAGAAUUAUCCGCCGGGUUAUUUCGUUCAAAAUGUUCAGUUUGACUUCUUUAACUACGCUGGUAUCCAUCGCUCAGUACAACUCUAUACGACUCCAUCAGUUUACAUCAGCGAUAUAACAGUUACCACUGACAUCAACGGUGACUCUGGUGUCGUGAAUUACAAGAUUUUAUACGGUGGGACACUUAAAGAAAGUUUAAAAUCCACCGUUGUACUUCAAGAUGCACAGGGAGAAACUGUAGCUGAAUCUAAUAGCCUGGCAGGCAAAUUUACCAUCACCAAUGCCCAUCUGUGGUGGCCAUACACAAUGAGUGAACAGCCAGGUUACCUCUACACUCUCAAAGUAUUCAUUAGCUGUGCAUCCAGCUAUGAUGAGUACCACUUACCAGUUGGUAUCCGCACUGUCUCAACAACCAACAAACAGUUCUUCAUUAACGAGAAGCCAUUUUACUUCCAUGGAGUUGGGAAACAUGAAGAUGCAGAUAUUAGAGGGAAAGGAUUGGACCUUCCACUGAUUGUCAAAGAUAUCAACCUGAUGAAGUGGCUGGGUGCCAACGCGGUGCGUACCAGUCAUUACCCUUACUCAGAGGAGUUUAUGGAUCAAUGUGAUCGCCAUGGAAUAGUGGUUAUUGACGAGAGUCCAGGUGUAGGAAUUACAAAAGCCAGCAAUAUGGGGAACGUGUCCCUCACUCAUCACCUCUCAGUCAUGAUGGAGUUGUAUCAACGAGACAAGAAUCGUCCGUCUGUCGUCAUGUGGUCAGUGGCUAACGAACCGGCUUCAACCAUACCACAAGCAGUAUUCUAUUUUGGGAGCGUGAUUAACUUCACUAGAAGCUUGGAUCCAACUAGAAUGGUCACCUUUGUAAUGGGAGGUGGUAGUACUCCUCCGACCGAAGAAAAAGUGGCGCAGUGGUGCGAUGUGUUGUGUCUCAAUAAUUACUUCUCUUGGUACAGCGAUUCGGGACAUCUUGAAGUCAUUGAGUUACAAUCCAACUCAUCUUUCUGGGAGUGGCAUCUCUUGUUUAAUAAGACCAUUAUGCAGACCGAGUACGGAGCCGAUACAAUACCAGGUCUUCACAUGGAUCCAUCUCAGAUGUUUACUGAGGAGUACCAGUGUGAUAUGUUGGCCGGUUACCACAAAACCUUCGACAAUCUAAGACAUAACUUCCUUACUGGAGAACUCAUUUGGAACUUUGCUGAUUUCAUGACAGAGCAAUCGGUUAAAAGAGUUGUCGGCAACAAAAAAGGAAUCUUUACAAGACAACGUCAGCCAAAAGCAGCAGCCCAUCUGCUGAGGAGGCGAUAUCAACAACUCUCUGAAAAUACAGUGAAAUAUUGAAGAGAUCUUUAACUGGUAACGUCAACCGAAUGUUGAAUUCAUCUAUUGAGGAACGUUGUCAACACAUCUCUACUAAUAUUGCGAAAUAUUGAGGUGGUCUUCACCAGGUAACAUCAACCGAAUGUUGAAUCCAUCUAUUGAGGAACUUUGUCAACAACUCUCUACUAAUACUGUGAAAUAUUGAGGUGGUCUUCACCAGGUAACGUCAACUGAAUGUUGAAUCCAUCUGUUGAGGAACGUUGUCAACCACUCUCUACUCGUACUGUGAGAUAUUGAGGGGGUCUUCACCAGGUAACGUCAACUGAAUGUUGAAUCCAUCUAUUGAGGAAUGUUGUCAACAACUCUCUACCAAUACUGUGAGAUAUUGAGGUGGUCUUCACCAGGUAACGUCAACCGAAUGUUGAAUCCAUCUUUUGAGGAACGUUGUCAAGGACUCUCUACUAAUACUGGAAAUAUUGAUGAGGUGAUCUUUAACUGGUAACGUCGACCGAAUGUUGAAUGUUUCUAUUGAGGAACUUGUUAACAACUCUCUACUAAUACUGUGAAAUAUUGAGGUGGUCAUCACCCUGGCCCUAUUUCGUAGAGCAGCCUAAGCAACAAAUACUGCUUAACAAUUUUCUCUUAAGCAGAAAUGAGCAGGAUACCAGUCACAAAUUUCACUUGUGACAUGGUAG
Asterias rubens (European starfish) is the source of this 2851-nucleotide messenger RNA. RefSeq names its product beta-glucuronidase-like. The transcript is spliced from 13 exons. Gene Ontology annotation, biological process: glucuronoside catabolic process; carbohydrate metabolic process. Gene Ontology annotation, molecular function: beta-glucuronidase activity; carbohydrate binding. The record is from RefSeq and is a predicted model, not a curated record. NCBI's taxonomy places the organism in Eukaryota, Metazoa, Echinodermata, Asteroidea, Forcipulatida, Asteriidae. Bases 252 to 2177 code for a protein of 641 amino acids.